Diabrotica balteata is the source of this 1748-nucleotide messenger RNA. Lineage: Eukaryota; Metazoa; Arthropoda; Insecta; Coleoptera; Chrysomelidae. The record is from the annotation of a GenBank genome assembly.
AGAGUUCUCGGUUUCAGUUGUCAUCUUUGUUGCGAGUUAAAACGUACCCUCGCAAUUCACUUUAGUGCCUUAAAAAUUACCGUUCAACAAAAUUGUCGUGUUCCGCAAAAAAUCUCAUGUUAAUCCGAUCCAUUUAUACAAAUUGCCUUAACUUAUAAAUAACUCGACAAAUUAAGAAAGUUCUCUAUUUAGAAGUGCACUUCAUUGUUACUGGGUUUGGUGAAAACGGAAUUCCAGCACUUUUAAAUUGCAGGUUGGACUACUAAAUCAUUUGGGUUCUCCGUAACUCAACCGCACAGUUUCUAGUUAGGGUAGUGAAGUGUUAAAACGAUGGCUGCUUCGCGAAGAAAGCAAGACGAAAAAAAUCUAAAAACUUUGCGUGAACUAGGAGUCCUACUUGCCAAUAAAUAUUGUUUUGAUUGUAACCAACGCGGCCCUACAUACGUGAACGUUACCAUUGGAUCCUUUGUUUGUACGAAAUGUUCAGGAAUGCUACGUGGCAUCACACCUCCACACCGAGUCAAAUCUAUUUCCAUGGCUACAUUCACCAACGAAGAAAUAGACUUAUUGAAAAGUAGAGGCAACGAUUACUGUCGUCAGGUAUGGUUAGGAUUAUACGAAGGAACGCCGCCCAUUAGUUCAGGAGAUGAAACUUCAAUUAGGGAAUUUAUGGUAGAAAAAUAUGAAAGGCGAAGGUAUUACCUAGAUCCGGUAAACGUAACUGUAAAUAUCAAGCCAACUGAAGAAACAAAAACACCAAAAGUCAACGGAAUUCAAAUUCAGCCUAAACAGAAACAACGCUCAGAGAUCAGCAGGAACAGCUCAGUGGACAACAAUAAUCUAAUAAAUAACAUAAAUAAUAAUAAUAGCUCCAAUAUGAACGGAUUUGUAGCCGAUUUCGACAAAGCAGACAUCUUCAUUGGCGGCAGUACCACGACAUUAAAUGGUAGUUCCACUAGCUUAAAUGGCCCUACAACGAGAUUACAGCCACCACAGAACAGUUUUGCCAAUUUCGAUAAUAAUCCAGUGUUUAACAACCUAAAUGUUUUAGCAAACUCGUCAACAGAUCUGCAAAGUCCAGCUCCAUUCAACUACAUGAAUAACAGUUGGAACCAGCCUACCCCCGUUGCCCCACUGAACAAUUCUCUGAACACUACACUGUCAGUUCCAUCAGAAGACAGAUAUGCUGCUCUUAAAGAUUUAGAUAACGAAUUUAAGUCUCAAAAGAACGGUAGCUUGGAUUGGAGUAACAGCUCGACUGGAUCUUCGAUACCUACAGGCUCAGUAAAUAGUUCACCUUCGCCUCAGCCUUCCGUUUUUGGAUCCCACAACCCAGGUCAGUUUAUGGGUACUUUCCCUUUGCACCAAGACAAUACAUCCAACUUAGUCUCAAAUCCAUUUAACAAUAACGAUUCAAGUGACAUUAAUUGGUCCAACCUAAAUCCACCGUUACAACAAAAACUAGUUAAUCCAUUUAGAGAUAUAAUGAAAACAAAUGGCUACAUGCAGGAUUUCCAUCCAGUAGGAGCCUUUCCGCCUCAAGCUGUGCCUUUUGCCGUUAACGGAACCAACGGAUGGACCCAAAAUCCUUUUAAGGUUGGAGGAACAAACGGUAUGAACUCGAAUAAUCCAUUUUUAUGAGACGUUUUUAAUUUGACGCAGUUGUAUCCUAAGAAUAUAAAAAGAUGUUUUAGCUCCACUAAUUUUUAAUAGUUGUAUAUAUCAUUAAAAACACACGUUACCUCUCU